AAAAGAGAGAAAAGACCCACGCAAAAGAGAACACUCCCCACAAACCAAGAAAGAGAAAGCAAAAGAAGAGUGAGAAAGAAAAGAAAGAAAAAAACAGAGCAUUUUAUUUAUUUUUCCAAUUUAUUUCGAUUUUGCUUUUUCUUUUUGCUUUGUUAAAACUUUCUCUCACGCUAUGUAAGAAUUGCAACGAACAUAAUCAUUCUCAUAUUCUUCUGCUAAGAGCUUAGAGACAAUAAUGGCUUUUCACCUUAUUUUCUCUCUCUUCUUCAUCUUCUUCCUUUCUUCUCUGCAUAUUUCUCUCUCCUACGAACCCCGAAAUCUCGAAGUGCAAGCAUUGAUUGGCAUCAAAAAUCAAUUGAACGACCCACAUGGAGUUUUGAAUAAUUGGGAUGAAUUUUCUGCUGAUCCUUGUAGUUGGGCCAUGAUCACUUGCUCCUCCUCUGACAGUACUGUUAUUGGCCUGGGAGCUCCAAGCCAAUCUCUAUCUGGCACAUUAUCCGGCGCAAUUGGAAACCUCACUAACCUCAAACAAGUAUUACUUCAGAACAACAAUAUCUCCGGCAAAAUUCCACCGGAAAUCGGCUUAUUGCCAAAGCUUCAGACCUUGGAUCUCUCCAACAAUGGAUUCUCUGGAGAUGUCCCUAGCACUUUGGGUCAGUCGAAUAGCCUCCAAUACUUGAGGGUGAAUAACAAUAGCUUGAGUGGUGCCUUUCCCGGCUUUCUAGCCAAUUUGUCUCAGCUUACUUUCUUGGAUUUGUCCUUCAACAAUCUAAGUGGACCUGUACCCAAGUUUCCUACUAGGACAUUCAAUAUUGUGGGAAACCCUUUGAUUUGUGGAAACAAAGCUACUACUACUGCUGAUGGUUGUUCGAGUUCAGUAGUCCCUGUUCCUCUGUCUUUAUCGGUUGGUUCAUCCCCUGGAAAUAGGAAGUCUAAGAAAGUAGCAAUAGCACUUGGAGUGACAUUUAGCAUUGUGUUGUUCUUCAUUUUAUUGGUUGGAAUCUUCUACUGGAGAAGACAAAAGAGGCGUCUCCGUUUCAUGAUGAAGAUCAAUGCAGAUACUCAAGAAAUGGGUUCAAUAAGAUUGGGUAAUUUAAGGACAUUCUCCUUCAAAGAACUUCACCAUGCAACAGAUAGCUUUAGCUCAAAGAAUAUUCUUGGCAGUGGAGGGUUUGGAAAUGUCUACAAGGGUAAGCUGUCUGAUGGUUCUAUGGUGGCCGUGAAACGCUUGAAGGAUAUCAGUGGAACAUCUGGUGAAUCACAGUUUCAGACUGAAUUGGAGCUCAUCAGCCUUGCUGUUCACCGGAAUUUGCUUCGUUUGAUUGGCUUUUGCGCUACUACUCAUGAACGCCUUCUUGUGUAUCCCUAUAUGUCCAAUGGAAGUGUGGCUUCAAGACUAAAAGGAAAGCCGCCAUUAGACUGGAACACGAGGAAAAGGAUAGCCAUUGGAGCAGCUAGAGGGCUUCUCUAUCUACACGAACAAUGUGACCCCAAGAUCAUUCACCGAGAUGUAAAGGCAGCAAAUGUUUUACUAGAUGAUUGCUACGAGGCUAUAGUUGGCGAUUUUGGCCUUGCAAAGCUUCUUGAUCAUGCAGACUCUCAUGUUACUACUGCUGUUCGUGGAACUGUUGGACACAUAGCUCCCGAGUACCUCUCCACCGGGCAAUCAUCUGAAAAGACGGACGUUUUUGGGUUUGGCAUCCUUUUGCUAGAGCUUAUUACUGGUAUGAGAGCACUCGAGUUUGGCAAGACUCUUAAUCAGAAAGGUGCCAUGCUUGACUGGGUGAAGAAAAUUCUGCAAGAGAAAAAAGUGGAGCUGCUAGUUGAUAGGGAGCUAGGGACCAACUAUGACAGAAUUGAAGUUGGGGAGAUGCUUCAAGUUGCCUUACUUUGCACCCAAUACUUACCGGCCCACCGGCCCAAAAUGUCGGAGGUAGUCCGUAUGCUCGAGGGAGAUGGGCUAGCGGAAAAAUGGGCCGCAGCCCACGGGCAAGAGAAUCUCAACAUGGGAGGAUUCUCUCACCCUAACAACAAAAGUUUGUCACGGGCCGGUAGCAUGGCAAUGGAUCCUAAUCACCCUCCACCCACAACCAUGUUUGGGGCUAGUUUCGACGAUGAUGACGACGAGCAUUCAUUGGAUUCCUUUGCCAUGGAACUCUCUGGUCCAAGAUAGUUUAAACAAAAUCAGCAAACCUACAAAGAAAAGAAAAGAGAAGCAUAUUUUUGUCCUUAUUAUUAAUUUGGAAAAAAGAGGUGUAAAAAGUUUUAUAGGGUUGUUUAUUUUUGUUAUUUAUUUUUGUUAUUUAUUUUAAUUAUCUGUAUUAAAUAUAUUAAUUUCCUGUUUGAGGUAACUUGUGAAUGUAAAUAUAAUUAUAUAAAUAGGGAAAGUAUAAUGUAUAAGAUGCUUAUUUAGAGAGAGAAAGAGUGAUGUAACAUUGUGGUCAAAAGACUGAAAACUGUAGUAGUACUGAGAUUUAGCCGUCUGCAGUCUGCGGACUGCGUGAGCAAUAAGGUCAGUGGGCGACUCAUGUUGAUGUUGGUAGGUUGGGUUGGUUGUCAUGUAAUCUGUUAGCAGUACAAUACAUUGAGUACUAUUUGAGCAAA
Messenger RNA from Spinacia oleracea (spinach), 2604 nucleotides. RefSeq names its product probable LRR receptor-like serine/threonine-protein kinase At4g30520. Gene Ontology annotation, molecular function: protein binding; ATP binding; protein kinase activity. The record is from RefSeq and is a predicted model, not a curated record. Gene Ontology annotation, biological process: protein phosphorylation. Lineage: Eukaryota; Viridiplantae; Streptophyta; Magnoliopsida; Caryophyllales; Amaranthaceae. The transcript is spliced from 11 exons. The coding region runs from base 236 to 2173 and encodes 645 amino acids.